AUGCAAUACGUACAAAUACCUUAUAGUGAAUGGGUUAUACCAUAUACUUAUGACCCAUUACAUUGGAAUGGUGUUUAUCAUCAUUACAAUCAAAUUUCAUCAAAUGCGAGUAGUCUUACUGAUGCUAGUAGUGCAUACAGUAGUUCGAAUACAUAUCCAUAUAAUACAUUCCAACCAGCAGUUGUAGAUUCAAUAUCACCUGAUAUUUAUCCUCCUAUUUAUGAAGUAUACUAUGCUAAAAAGAAAAAACGUAGUAAUAAUCAAGUAAUUGAAGAAAAUGGUUUACAUAAGAAGGAGAAAAAAAAUUUAAAUGAUGGAUAUGAUGAUGAAAAUCAUGAUUAUAUCGUACGACCAGGAGAAGUAUGGCUUGAACGAUAUACAAUUGAUUGUUUAAUUGGUAAAGGUAGUUUUGGACAGGUAAUAUGAAAAUUAUUAUUAUGAUAUUUAAAUAUAAUUGAAAAAUAGUUUAAUCUAUAAUUCAAUAAUGAAAAUCACUUUGACUUUAUAUUUAUCAAUGAGACGACUGUUUUCAUCUGUCUUAAAAUUCGAUCUUGGAAUAUAAUAAUAAUAAUAAAGGGAUUAGCUACAACAAAAGCUCGUUCGAGAAUUCUAAAAUGUAUUAUCAGAAAAAGUAUAAACAACGAAAAAAAAAAAGUGUAAAAGAUUUUCUGCUUUUUACUGAGAAAAUAUUUUUCAAGUAGAUAAUGACAGAAAUCAUCAAAAAACUUUUGGCAAAUAAGGAAAUGCUAAAUAAAAAAACCAUGUCGCUUAUGAAAGAUCUGACCUUGGACUUUCUUUCUCAAUGACGAUUUUUUUUUCUGACGAAAAUUGACAUUUUUUUUUUGAGCGGAAGGUUUCAUUGAUAUAAGAAAGAUAAUCUUGACUAAAUAAACUGUGCGUAUAACAGUCAAGUUUAUCGUCAUGCUGAUUUCAUCGAGACUUUAUCUUUAGAGUUAUCAUUGAACCAUUCUGAAUGGAUUGUCCUUCCAAAACAAUCCAGUUUAUUAUAUCAUUAAACUGAAUCGGAUAAUUUUAUAUCAGAUUAUGAUAUUUUUUGAGGGUUAAAAAUUUGAUAGAAAGUACUUUGAUCCUUGGAGUGCUAAAAAUUAUGACAGGGAAGAGAGGACGAAAUCCAUUGUGACUUGACCUUUCUCACAACAGACGACCUGUCAUCAGACCGUCUCGCAAUGACAUUGUCUGCUUAUAUUUUAUUUCGUCAGAGAAAGACAAAUAGAGUUUCAAUCGAGAAUUCUACUUGCGAAGAUCAGUAUGAGUGUGAAUCUUUGUUUUUUUUUAAACUUCUAAUAAAAUUGAAAAUUCUCUAUAAGUGAUCGAAUAAAAUUUCCUAUCGU
This is a messenger RNA of Rotaria sordida, 1352 nucleotides long. The record is from the annotation of a GenBank genome assembly. NCBI's taxonomy places the organism in Eukaryota, Metazoa, Rotifera, Eurotatoria, Philodinida, Philodinidae.